Molecule: messenger RNA, 468 nt
Organism: Anolis sagrei ordinatus
Lineage: Eukaryota; Metazoa; Chordata; Lepidosauria; Squamata; Anolidae
Source: RefSeq, a predicted model, not a curated record
AUGAAGAUAACCACCAUCUCUGUGAUCCUUUCCCUUGUGAUUUGUUGUUUCUUUCUCGGUUCAGGGACUUCUGCACAUAAGCUUGAUUGCAAAAAGUAUAAACCACAGCAGCAGCAGCAGCAGCAACAGCAGCAACAAGUUCCAAUAAUCUGCACUUUUGAAAGUGACCCAGUCUGCGGAACUGAUGGCAAAACUUAUGGCAAUGAAUGUUCGCUGUGUGCUGAAAUCCUAGGUGGAGCCAAAAUAGACUUAGCCCACAAAGGAGAAUGUGUUGACUGCAGUAAAUUUCCAGAACCGCCAAAGGGCAAAGAGGCCCCCUGUCCCAAAAUACAUGCACCUGUGUGUGGCACUGAUGGCAUCACUUAUUCCAACAUAUGCCUCUUGUGUGCAAAAAUUCGGUCAUCUGGAAAACAGAUUGGAAUUAAAAAAGAAGGACCCUGCAUAUCAAAGAAUGAAUGCAAUGCAUAG